Molecule: messenger RNA, 789 nt
Organism: Aureobasidium melanogenum CBS 110374
Lineage: Eukaryota; Fungi; Ascomycota; Dothideomycetes; Dothideales; Saccotheciaceae
Exons: 2
Coding region: 1-789 (262 amino acids)
Source: RefSeq, a predicted model, not a curated record
AUGGAGGUCCCGCAGUACUUACUGCUAGACUUGUUCUCGCGCUCACGCGCACAGGGUGUUGUUGUCCUCGCAGAGCAGUGGAGGACCACUCAGCAGUACAUUGCAGCAUGGAGAGCUUCCAUCAACGGCCCCACCACAAGAGACAGCAUGUUUCCCGGCUUUACCAAACAGAUGGUCAUCUGUCUUAAGGCUGAAGCUACCGACAACAUGUCUCAAGUCUUCAAUUUGAUCGAGCACGUCGGCCUGGCGAACGAGCUCAGCAAAGCGCUCUCAACCAUUUCAAACACGCAUGGAGACAACUACCAGACCUAUGUGGCAUGGCGCCGACAGCAAGAAAGACGUGGCGGCAGCCUUGACUCUUACGGGUCAUUCCGCAAAUUUAUCAUACACCAAGCCGUGACGACUCUCUUCGGUCAUGAACCUGAAUCAACUGCCGUAAACCUCAAGCUGGUCAACUCGCUGGUUCGCCGUGCAGAAGUCCUUCGUGCCUUGGAGUUGGCCUUCGGCCCGGGUGUCUUCGUCCUCCUCUUGGGCUUUACUGGAAGCUCCGAGAAGGCCUGGAACGAAGGAACAGAGGCUAUCUUGAAGACUCUGCCUAACAGCUGUCCUAUGCGGCGCCGUGUUUGCAACCUCGCAAACAAAAACAUCUGGAGCAAAGUGGUAAAUAAUGAGCAGCUUUACGGACCAAAGCUGGAUGCAGAGCUACGGGACAUCAGCGAUCGUGGCAACAAAGACUUGUUGACUCUACUGUCUCCGGAGGGAGAGGAAAUUACUGAAGACUCGGUCUGA